Molecule: messenger RNA, 5586 nt
Organism: Eriocheir sinensis (Chinese mitten crab)
Lineage: Eukaryota; Metazoa; Arthropoda; Malacostraca; Decapoda; Varunidae
Product: mucin-5AC-like
Exons: 3
Coding region: 607-5586 (1659 amino acids)
Source: RefSeq, a predicted model, not a curated record
CGUCUGCCUCCCUGACCGCCACACACACACCUUCGCCUGCCUCAGUUCACGAUGGAAGGCAAAAGAAGAGGGAGACGCAACGAACUCAAAUAAUUUCAGCCAAGUGUGAAAAAAAAACUAUAUUUGUAAAGAAAGAAAAAAGAAGUGACUGAGAAUUUGAAACGAAAGAUAAAUAAGAGGAAAAAAAAACAGGAACUCACAAACAAGAAACCAACAAUAAAAAAAAAGAACAGAAAAAAGAAAGAUAGAGAGAAUAAAAUAAUAAGAAAAGACGGAAAGAAAGAAUAAAAGAACAGGAAAAACAGAGGAAGAUAAAUAAGAAAACACCCAAAAUUUACGACACAUAAACUUGAAAAAUAAAAACAAACAAAACACAAACAGGAAAAAAACACGAGAGAUAAGUUGAAUAAAGUGACGAAGAAAGAGGAAAAGAAAAAAAAAGUGCUCAACUCGACACCACCACCACAACCACCACCACAACCACAACCACCUUCGCAGCAUCCCUCCACCCGGCCCAUUCUUCUCUCCCUUUCCCUCCCUUUCCCUCCCUUUCUCUCCCUUUCCUCCCUUCCUCCCUCCAAGGCUCCUGGGGUGAGGUUGGGCGUGAUGGAGAGGUGGGCGUCUCCUCCCACCCUCCUCCUCCUCCACCUCCUCCUCCUCCUCCACCCGCACUCCUCCACCCUCGGCGAGUCUCUGCAGUGUGGAGAGGAGAUUUUCGUGAAGAGAGGAGAGAAAACUGUCUUGAGGUUCUGGAGUACUGAGGAUGAGGAGCUACGUGUCCAGGCCUUGCCCCAGGGAGGAGGAGGAGGAGGAGGAGGAGGAGGAGGAGGAGGAGGAGGAGGAGAGGUUUUCGUGCCUGUUACACAAGCUGUUGAUCCUAACCGUUUGAGGAUUGAUCUUAGCACUGAGGAUAAGAAGGAAGAAGAGGAGGAGGAGGAGGUGAAGAAGAAGGUGGAAGAGGUGCAGAGGAAGGAAGAGGAGAAGAAUGUUGUGCAGGAGGGUUAUCACUUUGGGUCUCGUCUUCCUCCUCCUCCUCCUCCUCCUCCUUCUUCUUCGUCUUCCAAUUCCUUCGCCUCCCAAGAUAGCAGUGGUGGUGAUGCUGGUGGUGGUGAUGCUGGUGGUGGUGAUGCUGGUGGUGGUGAUGCUGGUGGUGGUGAUGCUGGUGGUGGUGAUGCUGGUGGUGAGAGUAUCGUAACCUCACCACCAGAGCUACAAGACACCACCACCACCUCUAGAACCUCCACCUCCACCCCCCCUGCAACCACCACCUCAACCACCACUACCACCACUACGACCUCCACCACACCACCACCACUAAGGACGGAGGAGGAGGAGAUUAGUACGACUCUAGACCCCCAAAAGUCGUCCCUGGGAACUAUACGACUUACCACCACGACCACCACCACACCACCACCACUAAGGACGGAGGAGGAGGAGGAGAUUAGCACGACUCUAGGCCCCCAAAAGUCGUCCCUGGGAACUAUACGACUCACCAGCACGACCACCACGACCACCACCUCACCACCACAGGACACAGACUCACCCAUCCAGCCUCAACACGACUCACAGCUCAACGACAUUCCAGACUCCACGACUUUGUAUCCAAGCGUGGCACAGACGACCCUCAUAGACGACCAGACAACAGAGAGCGUCCCCACAGACAUUCAAGUUUCCAGAGACGAAUCAGCCACAGAACUUCCAGAGGGCACCACAGAUUUCCCAGGAACUUUGACCACCACAGAAAUCCGUGACACAGUGGAUGCUGCGGCCACAGAAUCAGUCUAUAUCACCAACGAGGAAGCGGACACAGCAACCACAGAAAGUUCCUAUGUCAACAGAAAGACUGAUGCACAGACUACAGACUCCCCCACUGACACAGGCACAGACUCAGCCACAGACUCCAGGCUACGGCUUGAUUUGGGGGCUACAGAGGCGGCUACAGAGACUACAGUUUCUUACACAACAGAAGGAGUCACAGAGUUCUUAGAGGAAACCAUCCCGACCAAUGAGAGCCCAGCAGAAGGAACCCAAAGACUCGCCACCACAGAAGGGACGACAGAAACCACGACAGAGCCCACAGGAGGAGCAGAAGAGACCAGAACAGAGAACAUUGGAGACGUUGAUGGCUACGGAACAGAUGCAACAGAAAAGGGAGUAGGAGAAACGGAAGUAACAACGGGAAUAUAUGAACUAAGAACGGAGGCAACAGAGAGAGUGAGAGAAGGAGAGAUUACAACAGAAGCUAUCGGGGCAUUAACAAACCCCACAGAAAGGAUUGAAGAGAGGAUCAAACCCACAGAAACAGGAGGAGGAGGAAGAGAAGGGGAAGAAGGGGAAGCAGGCACAGAGCAAUUCCCACCACCAACAUCCUCACCUCCACCACCAGGAGCACAAAACAAAGAGAACGAGGCAGAACAAAGCCCAACAGAACGAGACCCGGAGGCCACAGGAGCAGCCACGGCCGGCAUCGAUGUGACAACCGAGGGAGUGACCGACGCACACACGCUGGUCAACACGCUAACGGGAGGCGGCGAAGGGGAGGGCCAACAACAAGGACCGGGCAUGGAACGGGCUGACUUGGGGGCUGUUAACGGGGCACUGGAUACCACCACCAUCGACCCCACCACCACCGCCCCAAGCACCACCACCACCACCGCCGCCACCACUGCUAAACGUGACCCUCCUGCCUCAGUUCACGGUGCCGUUGCGAGUAACGUGAGUGAGGACGUUGAAACCACGACGUCGCCUUCUAUACGACAGGGCAGUGAGGCAGACACGACUAUUGCUGCAGCUACCACUACUACUACGACUACUGCUGCUGCCACGACUACUGCUGAGGCUACUACUACUAUUGCCACUACUGCUGCUGUUACUGAUAUUACUUCUACUGCUGCUACUGCUACCACUACUGCUACUCCUGAUACUACUACUCCCAGUCCAACUACUACCUCUACUACAACGGAGUCAGCAGGAAUUAGGGUGGCAGCAGAGGAGACAACUAAAGGAGAGGGACUAUCCACUACUACUACUACUACUACUACUACUACUGCUACUCCUACUACUACUACUACUACUACAACCAUUCCUUCCACCACUACUGCUACUGCCACUACCACAACCAAAAAAACAAGUGGCUCAACAACCGACAUCUUCGCCAGUAUCAUCGACGCCCUCACUGUGGCUCUCGAAAGCGACAUGAAGGACGAACCCAAACAGAAAGGCGUCGGGGAAGGAGACGUUUCUUUGGCCUCGAAACCACAAGAAGGGCCCGAGAACGCGGCAGCAGGAGGAGCUCAAAGAAGAGAGGACGAGGGGAUGAAGAUUUACGAGACGGGUCCUAGCGUAUUGUAUUAUCCGAGGAAGGAGACGAAGGAGACGCAGAGGAAGGCGCAAGAGUCACAAAACCAGACUCAAACAGAAGACGGCGAGGGCGAAGAAGGGGAGACUACGACCCUCACAACGACCUUACACGAUUCGUCACCAAACGGAAACCAACCGAACAUAGCAGACGAGGACGACUUCAAGGGCUACGACUACUACGAGGACUUAGUUGACUCCCUGGUGGCCCAAGAACGACCUUACCUCAACCGCAACUCCUCCACCACCGCCGCCCCUACCACCCUCACUCCCAACCGCUUCCUCUACCCCGGCCUGGAACUGGAAGGGGUAAAAGAGGGACAAGAGGGCCAAGGAGGUGAUUUAAGGCAUGAGGUAGUUGAGGAUUCGUUAUACUAUAGCGCGGGAAGUGACUCCAUCAUCCCCUCCACCACAACGACCACCCCCGAUGUCGUUCCCACAGUUCUCAACGACACGAACGACCGCCCGUCUGAGCUCUCCGUGAUGGAUCUGCUGAGUGGACCGAGAGCCCCCGGGGUCGUAGGAGGCGAGGGGCAGGUGGUGAUUAAGGAGCAGGGGAGCAAGGUGGCUAUAAAUGCACCGUCCCAGACCUCCACCUUAUCCACCACCUCCACAUCUUCCACCACCUCCACAUCUUCCACCACCUCCACCUCCACACAAGACUACCACGACACCACUGCCUUCCUGGACUCUUCCACGACUUCCUUUAUCACCAGCACCACCACGGCGGACUCCACCAUCACCACCCUUGGGCCGGAACGACUCUCCCACGACUCAGGUCCCAUGACAAGACACGACCUUCCAGCAGACGACGACUCACCCAGCGACGAUGACACGCAAGAACGACCACACGAGGAGGAGAGCAACUUCACCGAGAACCUGUGGUCGUACCUGCUAAACACGAACAGGAACGAGGACACGCCUAAGGACCGUCCCCCAACCGAGACCGAACUACCGGGAGCAGGACAAGCCGACCGUACCGCUGGCGAGACGGAACAUGAGCUCACCACAACAAUAAAACCCUUCCGUGAUGGAGAUGCGUCCCCUUCCACCACCACAACCACCCCCAUCACCACCACAACCACCCCCAUCACCACCACCACCACCGAAUCCGAGAUGGCGACGAUCCUCAUUCCGUUUUCCUUCGUUAAAUACCUUGGUCAGGACGACAAGCCACACGCGUCCUUGGGGCAAGAUGGUACUACGGGAGGACUGGAAGGCGCAGCAGAAGGAGAAUCAGUUAAAAUCGAGAACAGUGAAGGGGGAACAGCGUACAGCGAAGACCAAACCUUUGAUAAUGACGAUACAGCAACAGAUAACGAAGAGGGAAGCGUAUUCAGCGAAGAUAGACUAGAUCAUAACGGAGCGGAAGUGGUGUUUGUUGAGGAUUACACCGCGAAUAAAGAAUACGAAGCUGAUUAUGACGACAACAAGGAAACCCAUAAUGAAGACGUCAAAUACAAUGGAGAAGAAGAAGCCGUGUAUAAGGACAAGGUCGCUUAUAAUGAGGGAGGAAAUGCAUACAAUGAGGAAAAGACUGAAUACGGAGAAGACGCAGCGACGCACGGUUAUAACGAACCAGGAUACGACGCUAACGACCCCGCGUAUAGUGAAGACAAGGGCGUGCGUGACGGAGGAGUGGACGAAGACGACGUACCGAGUGUGAUAAGUGACGUCAAGUUGAUCAAUGAAGGAAAUGAAGCACACCCGGAAUAUUACGAAAGGGACCCGAACUACAGCGAAAGGAAUCCUGGUUAUAGUGAAGUGAUCCCGGAUAUCAGCGAAGGUUACCCGGAUCAUAGCGAAAGAGGUCCGGAAUACAGCGAAACAGACCCGGGUUAUAGUGAAGGGAACCCGGAUAUCAGCGAAGGGAGCCCAGAUUAUAGCGAAAGAGAUCCCGGUUACACUGAAGAGAACCCGGGAUACAGCGAACGUCAUCCGGGUUAUAACGAAGGAGACCUACACAGAACCCGGGAUACAGCGAACGUCAUCCGGGUUAUAACGAAGGAGACCUACACUAUAGCGAAAGAGACCCGGAUCACAGCGAAGAAGACCCAGACUACAGCGAAAGAAAUCCGGGUUAUAGCGAAGGGGACCCGGAAUACAGCAAACCAGAACCGGGUUACAAAGAAAGAGACCCAGAAUGCAGCGAAGGAGACUCGGGUUACAGUGAAGGGAACCCGGAACACAUCGACAGAACGGACACGGGCAACACAAGUAACCCAGUGA